AUGGCAGGUCCAGAAGUUGAUAAACAAUUUCAGUUCACUGGUAUUAAAAAAUAUUUCAACUCUUAUACUCUCACAAGUAGAAGGAAUUGUGAACUGGCCACAUACGAAGGCAUUGCUUUGAUUAUCUUAUAUUUUAAGUUAAGGUCCAAAAAAUCUCCAGCUGUGAAAGCAACAUAA
Messenger RNA from Saimiri boliviensis boliviensis (Bolivian squirrel monkey), 177 nucleotides. NCBI's taxonomy places the organism in Eukaryota, Metazoa, Chordata, Mammalia, Primates, Cebidae. The record is from RefSeq and is a predicted model, not a curated record.